Messenger RNA from Argentina anserina (silverweed cinquefoil), 826 nucleotides. RefSeq lists its product as uncharacterized. The transcript is spliced from 4 exons. The record is from RefSeq and is a predicted model, not a curated record. Lineage: Eukaryota; Viridiplantae; Streptophyta; Magnoliopsida; Rosales; Rosaceae. Bases 15 to 440 code for a protein of 141 amino acids.
CCACCAGUUGGCCGAUGGACUUAUCUUCGUGGUUCCGGCGUACCCUUCUACGGAACACUGAAAAGACCCAAAACCCAGAUCCCCCAAAGCAUAAUGAACCUGAAGACGAGCUUCUUGGAAUCACAGAGCAGCUGAUCAAUCUUGUCAAGUCUUUCACUUUAGAAACCUUCAAGACUUUCCCUCUCCCAGAUGAUGAAGGAGCCACUUGUGGUGACAACUCUCUGAAAACUUCAGGCAAUAUUCAGAAAGAUCUCUCACAAUGGCAGCAAAGGCAUGCCAUGCUUGUGCUAACAAAAGUGAAGGAACUUUCCCACUUAAGAUAUAAGCUAUGCCCUGGCCACUUGAAGGAACAUCAAUUUUGGAGAGUAUACUUCAUGCUGGUCAAGAAACAAGUGGCUGAACACUUUUUGACAUCACCUUCUUCUGAUUAUCAGAUAUGAGCUACGUGCCAUGCAACUAGCAAAGCUCAACGAAGUGAAAAUGGAAAAUGAAAGGUCUACAAGUGCUGAUACAUGUGAAGUUGAGAUGGCUGAGACAAAGCACAUUGGAGUAGGAAGCUUAGCACCUACGAGUCUACAACUCCAUAACAUCACAUAGCAUUCUUGUAGCUGUACCCAGUAGCUAGUCUAUGGUUCCACUAAGAAUGGGACAAGAUCAAACCUAGGUACAACCUUACUCCAACACGAUCCGUUGUAUAGAUUUUGCUUUUCUAUAUAGACUGUUCUAUAGAUUUUGUGCUAAUGGAAUAGUGAUUUGUGGAGGCUCGUUUUGUGUACCAAUUUAGGAUCGUAUAGAGCAACCCAUAUUGCUAAAUUCUUUGUAUGCA